Cladocopium goreaui is the source of this 1539-nucleotide messenger RNA. Lineage: Eukaryota; Dinophyceae; Suessiales; Symbiodiniaceae. The record is from the annotation of a GenBank genome assembly.
CGUUUAGCGCUAAACAUCUGAACUUUUCAUGGGCGAAAGAUGACUGCAGCUGUCGCUGAGGCAGAUCCGUUGGGCCCACGAGAGCGAACGCCAGUCACAUUAGCGGUGAGGAAGUCCUUGAAAAGAACGCAUGAUAUCUUCGUUGGAAAUGAAGAGCUCAAGCGUGUUGAGGACGGCCGAGGCACAGACAUGAUGCUCCGAAUGAAAAUGCAUGAUGAGUAUGAACACAUUCGGGAUGUGCCGGAACAGGUGACCGAUGAGAAUGCUGUGUUGCCAUUCCUGCGCAGCGCUCCUGCUGAUGAUGCGACAAGAGAGGCUCUGCCUUCAUCAAUCACGCAGAUGCUGACGGAUGGGGAAACUGGCCAAAAAUCUGGUCCUGCAGUCGGACCGGUGAUGCCACUAGUGCCCAAAGUUUCUGGAGAUCCUUCGACACAGAUUCAGGUGCGUCCCCUUCGAGAGCGUCCUGAAAUUCCGAAGCCCAUAUGGCAUCCACCGUGGAAGUUGAUGAGGGUUAUGUCGGGACACGAAGGCUGGGUACGUACAGUUGCAGUGGAUCCGACAAAUGAAUGGUUUGCAUCCUCUGGGAACGAUCGCCUCAUUAAGAUUUGGGAUUUGGCAAGCGGCACGCUGAAAUUGUCUUUGACAGGGCAUGUCAGCACAGUCCGGGCUGUGGCAAUUUCUGACAGGCAUCCGUACCUAUUCAGUGCUUCCGAAGAUUGUGAAGUGAAGUGCUGGGAUUUGGAGCAGAACAUGGUGAUUCGAAACUACCAUGGGCACCUUAGUGGCGUCUACUGCCUCGUUCUGCACCCCACCUUGAAUAUCCUUGCAACAGGUGGUCGAGAUGGUUCCGUGCGCAUUUGGGACAUGCGGACGAAGACUGGCAUUUUUGUAUUCACCGGUCACACCAAUGCCAUUUGCUCAUUGGCAUCACAGGCUUCUGAGCCGCAAUUCAUCAGCGGCUCCAUGGACAGAAUGGUUCGGCUAUGGGAUUUGGCAGCUGGCAAAUGUGCUGUUACAUUGACCAAUCACAAGAAGAGUGUGAGGGCUCUGGCAAUCCACCCGACGGAAUACACUUUUGUCUCGUGCUCUUCAGACAACAACAAGGUGUGGAAGUGUCCCAAAGGGGCUUUCGAGCGCAACAUUCAGGGCCACAAUUCCAUUGUCAAUUGCUGUACAAUCAGAGAAGGGCAGCAGGGCUCAUCACAGCUCAUCGCUGGCACGGACAACGGCUAUUUGCAUUUCUGGGAUUGGAGAAGUGGCCACAAGUUUCAGAGCUUGGAGGCCAUCCCACAGCCUGGCAGCAUGAGUGCAGAGAAUGCGAUCUUUGACAUGGCGCUAGACCAGAGCGGAAGCCGCCUAAUCACUGCGGAGUGUGACAAGACUGUCAAAAUCUACCGGGAGGAUCCCAAUGCAACUCCGGAAACGCAUCCUUUGAAUUGGAAGGCACCCAAGCUAAAUGCGGAUCACCGCUACUGAGCGUGGAGCAUGUCUGUUUGCCUACAACGCAGUCAACGAUCCGAGUUCGUGCCUGCACAAAAA